This is a messenger RNA of Aspergillus wentii DTO 134E9, 1469 nucleotides long. RefSeq names its product oleate delta-12 desaturase. The coding region runs from base 147 to 1322 and encodes 391 amino acids. The record is from RefSeq and is a predicted model, not a curated record. Gene Ontology annotation, biological process: lipid metabolic process. Gene Ontology annotation, molecular function: oxidoreductase activity. The transcript is spliced from 3 exons. Lineage: Eukaryota; Fungi; Ascomycota; Eurotiomycetes; Eurotiales; Aspergillaceae.
GGAUUGGCCAAUAAUUGGACAGUCAGCAGAUUCUAGAUUUCCUUUUUUUGUCUUUUUCUUUGGCUUAUUUUUUUCUUCUCUCUCCAACCCCCAGAAUCCGUUCCUCCUUGUUUUUGCUUCUCCAGAUCCUGUUUUGGAGAGACAACAUGGCUGACAAGAUGGCUGUCAAGGCAGAGACCCAGACUCAAACCACAGGCGAAAUCCCCAGUCUGAAAACCCUCAAAGACGCCAUCCCCAAACACUGCUUCGAGUCCUCCGUCGUUACCUCGCUCCUCUAUCUUGCCCGUGAUAUCUUCUACUGCGCUGCCCUCAUCUACGGAGCUCUCCACAUCCAUCUGCUCGAAUCUCUGCAUCUGCGCAUUCUUGCUUGGGCUACGUAUGGCUUCUUCCAGGGCUGUGUUGGAACAGGAAUCUGGAUUCUGUCCCACGAGUGCGGCCAUGGAGCUUUCUCCAAGUACCAAACCUUCAACGACUUUGUCGGCUGGGCUGGACAUUCCUUCCUGAUGGUUCCCUACUUCUCCUGGAAGAUCACCCACGCCCGUCACCACCGCUACACCGGACACAUGGAGAAGGACACGGUCUUCGUGCCAUGGACAGACAAGGACCUGGCAGGCAAGAAGAACGUGGCUGUUGAGCAGCUGAAGCAUCUCGUCGAGGAGACGCCCAUUGUGUCGUUCUUCAAGCUCAUCGGCCACCAAUUGGCCGGAUGGCAGUUGUAUCUUCUGCUGAACGUCACUGCUGGCUCCAAGAGCUUCCCCGAGGGCGCCAAAUCUGGAACUGCCAGUCACUUCUACCCUCCCAGUGCCAUGUUUACUCCUUCGCAGCGCAUCCUCAUCGCGUUGUCUGACUUGGGUUUGUUGAUUAUGGGCUCUGUGCUUUACUACACUGGCACUCACAUUGGCGCGUGGAACGUCUUCCUGCUCUACGGAAUCCCCUACCUCUGGGUUCACCACUGGUUGAUUGCCAUCACCUACCUCCAACACACUCACCCCGAAGUCCCCCACUACACUCCCGAAGCAUGGACCUACACCAAGGGCGCCCUCGCCACCAUUGACCGCACCACUGGCUUCAUCGGCCGUCACUUCUUCCACGAGAUCAUCGACUACCACGUCGUCCACCACCUCUUCAGCCGUAUCCCCUUCUACAAAGCCGAGGAAGCAACCAAGGCUAUCCAGCCUCUUCUCGGAAACAACUACCACGAGGAGAAGGGCGAGAGCUUCUUGUACUCCCUCAUGGUGACAUUCAGAAAGUGUCUGUAUGUCUCCGAGAAGAGCUCCCAGCCUGGCGUUUUGCAUUUCGUUCCUCUGGAGCGGAAGAAUUAAUUGAAAGCCUUUGGUGAUAGAUUUUUAUUUUGGAGUUGUAUGAUGUAUGUAUGUAUAGAACAUAGAUAGACAUAGACUAUUAAACAUAAUAGACCAAGUGAAUAUCAACAGACUUUUGCUUUGAGAGGCACGUUGACUAGUUAUCGC